Messenger RNA from Haplochromis burtoni (Burton's mouthbrooder), 2693 nucleotides. RefSeq names its product LIM/homeobox protein LMX-1.2. The record is from RefSeq and is a predicted model, not a curated record. NCBI's taxonomy places the organism in Eukaryota, Metazoa, Chordata, Actinopteri, Cichliformes, Cichlidae. The transcript is spliced from 7 exons. Gene Ontology annotation, biological process: neuron differentiation; regulation of transcription by RNA polymerase II. The coding region runs from base 308 to 1390 and encodes 360 amino acids. Gene Ontology annotation, molecular function: RNA polymerase II transcription regulatory region sequence-specific DNA binding; DNA-binding transcription factor activity, RNA polymerase II-specific. Gene Ontology annotation, cellular component: nucleus.
UCUAUCCACAGCAGUGCCAAGAAAAUGCUGUGCCGGAGAGCAUGGGUAGGCUUCAUAUCUCUGCCGUUGCCCUGUAUAGAGAGAUCACGGCUGAGAUAUCAAGUUCAGGGGUGCUUGAGAGUUUCAGUGCAGACCUCUUGACUUACAAGAGGUGGAAACUUGUUGAAGGUUUCAUCUUUGCGACCAUUUAUGUGCUCUUGAUUUUGCCCAUAUUUUACUCUCAGGCAGCAGAGACUGUAGAUGUGAAAAACGAGCCACAGGCCUGGAUCUCACGGCUUAUGGGAAUUGCAACAAGUGUAGCUAUUAUAUGGAGAAGCGCGAAUCGAACAGCAAGGCUAACUCCACUACGUUUUUAAAGAUGUUGAAUGACUUUAAAAUGAAGGAGCAACUGCGGAGCGAUACCAGUUCUUUGGAUGGUAAGAUCGGCGCUGACUUUCGACAGCAGGCCGUGUGUGAGGGCUGCGCGCAGAUCAUUUCAGACCGUUUCCUGAUGAGGGUCAAUGGCGCGUCCUGGCACCAGAAGUGCCUUCAGUGCGCUGCGUGCCAGCAACCGCUCACCGACACCUGCUACUUCAGAGACACAAAGCCGUACUGCAAGGGCGACUACCAACAGUUGUUUGCUGUGGAGUGCAGCAACUGUCUUGGAAAGAUAGCGCCCACAGAGUUUGUUAUGCGAGCUCUGGACAGUGUUUACCAUCUCAGCUGCUUCUGCUGCUGUGUCUGCCAGCGCCAGCUGUGUAAAGGAGAUGAGUUUGUACUGAAAGAAGGUCAGCUGCUGUGCAAGACUGACUAUGAGAGAGAGAGGGCCCUGCUCAGUACACUCGGUCCAGACAUCACAGACUCAGAUAAGAGUGAGGAUGAGGAUGAGGAUGUGAAAUCAGAAAAAACCCUAUCAGUCAGGAAAUGCAGCAGUGACAGCAAAGAACCCCUAAGGCCCAAACGCCCACGCACCAUCCUGACCACCCCGCAGCAGAGAGCCUUUAAGGCCUCUUUUGAGGUUUCUUCCAAACCCUGCAGAAAGGUAAGAGAGACCCUGGCUGCAGAGACUGGACUUAGUGUUCGUGUGGUCCAAGUCUGGUUCCAGAACCAGAGAGCAAAGAUGAAGAAGUUAGCCCGCAGACAACAGCAACAGCAGGAGCAACACAACAGCCAAAGGCUAGGCCAAGGUAUUGACUUCAUCCAUGACAUUGACAGUGAGACCUCUCUGACAAGUCUAAAUGAUUGCUUCUUGGCCACUCCAGAUGAAGCCUCUUUACAUGAAAGGGUGGGGAACACCAUUGACUGUCUUCACUCCAUGCAAAGCUCAUACUUCUUAAGACACAUCAUCAGUUUCAGUUCUUCUCAGCCCACCAUACCUCCUACCAGGCUGUGGACGGUGAGCCCACAAUAGUGCAGACAAAAGGCACAGAGUCUACUUGGCCAUAAGACACAAAACAGCAAGCAACUAAAAAUGACCAAGGCCAACCAAAUACACCAGACUAACCUCUAUCCAAGGAAAGGCGCACCUAAAGCAGAUUCUGGACUCCUUUGUUUCUCAAAAGUUGUUUUGUUGCAGUGGGAUUGCCUUUUAAGCUAUUUUCUUUUUGGUGGACAGGCGGUUAAUUAGGAUAAUAACUAGUUGAGUCCUGUUUCAUAGCAAAAUGUAAUAGUAUUGAAAGUGUUAGUUCAUAGCCGUGUAUGUGUAAUUUUACUAGCUGGCUGAAAUGAGAUGACUGGCUGAGAAUGACUGGUUUACUGGUGGGUCAGUGAUGAUCCAGGAAGGCAUAUUCAUGUUAUCACACCUCUAUUGGCUAAGCAAUGCCACUAUUAGGUAUCAGGAUGAAAUCCUUAGACCCACUGUCAGCCCCUACGUUAGUACAAUGGGUCCUGGGUUCCUCCUGUUGUGUGACAAUGCUCGGCCUCAUGUGGCAAGAGUAUGCAGGCAGUUCCUGGAGGAUGAAGGAAUUGUUAUGGUGGUCCCAACACUCACCUUUUUAAAUCCAUCCUCUUGGACAUUAUGUUUCUAUCCAUCUAACACUGACAGGUUGCACCUCAGACUGUCCAUGAACUCAGUGAUAUGCUGUUUCAGAGCUGGGAGGAGAUCCCACUGGACAUGAUUUAUCAUCUCAUUACUUACUGUAAAAGCAUGCCCUGAUUUUGUCAUGGCAUACAAACUAAUGAGUAUCAUUCUGAGUUAUCGCAAUAGAAUUGCAACAAAAUGGACUAGCCUGCCAUCAUUUGUUAACUUCAAUUUUCACAGUGAUUUUGACUUCAGCCCUCUGUAGCUUGAUAGUCCAUAUUACUAUGGAUACCCAACAUGAUUUUUUCCCCAUUGAGGUAAAAUAUAUUUUCAACACGUUCCUUUAUUAUUUUUUUAAGCAGUGUAUAUUUAUUGGACAAGAAUAAUAAUGCUCUGUACUAAUAUUGUAAACAUUUUGCAGUUUGUCUGUUCUGAACUAGUUCAACUUAAAGAUUUAUUGAAGUACUUCAAACAGUGUCUCAGAAGCACAGAGCUUUGUGUUUCUCUAUGUGCUGCUCAGUAAAGAUACCCGAAUAAUACUGUAAGUUGUUCUAAAGGAGAAGUUAAGCAAAUAUUAUAUUUUUGUUAUGUGAAGUAUUAUGUGAGCCAGCUGAUUGAUACCCAUUGUUGAAGGUAUAUAGUAUUCCAUCUACAGUGGGGCAAAAAAGUAUUUAGUCAGCCACCGAUUGUGCAA